Molecule: messenger RNA, 12536 nt
Organism: Cinara cedri
Lineage: Eukaryota; Metazoa; Arthropoda; Insecta; Hemiptera; Aphididae
Source: the annotation of a GenBank genome assembly
UUUCUCAGUUUAGUCUUGAUAUUUAUAUACAAUAUAAGACUUAUGAGAAACUCACAUUUUUUGUUAAUGUUGAAAACCCAAAAUAUUGAUCCAAAUCACCUGAUUGAACCAGGUUGUGCACACUGUAAUUUGCGCACGAAGAAAAUUGUCUCCGGAAUGUUUACCAAUCAAACAUCAAUAAAAUGCAACUAGUGUUAGUGUAUAUCGUGUAAACAACGUAAAAUAUACUGCGUAGUUUUUAUGUCCAUGUUUUAUGAACUUAAUAUGGCUAUUAGUGCAUAAUUUGAAGAAAACCAAAACAAAUAUAUUUAUCAUUUUCUACGGAUUAUGUUAGGGUGCUUGCUGAUUCUACUUGUACAUUAACCAUAAACGUCAUUAAAGUAAUAAUUACAUUAAAUUACCGUCUUUGUAUUAAUAUUCUGCUAUCGAGUGAUUUUUAAUGUUCACAAGAAUUAUGAAUUACUUUACAACAAACUCGUUUAUAUCUGUCUACAGUAAUGCAUGGCUUCCACCGUAGACAAUCUUCUAGCACCUAGAGCUAGAAGAUAAUUCAAUCAAUUGUACAUUAAACAUUUUAGUUAAAUUUUUUUUUAUAAUAUUGUACAAUAUAACUUUUAGAAACACCAAUCAAACCUACAUAAUACAGAUAUGAAAUAAGUGGUAAGAUUAUUAAUUUAUAGUGUUUAUGACGGAUGAAAAAUAUAUUUACUACUUACCUAUGUAUGUACGUUUAAUUCAAAACUAUUACAGACUAUUCCUGGUAUGUACGUUUCAAAUACAAUUUUUUCAAUUUUGUUUCAAUUAUUAAUCAUUGUUUUCUUUAUUGAUAGGUACUGUUUAUACUUAUUAAAAUAUGUUUUCAAUAUUUAAGUCUAUUGUAAAUAUUUCUAAUAAAAAAUAUAAGAAUAAAGACAAUAACUUGGCUCAAAAUAAUAUUGAAAUAUUUGACACCACACAGCAAACUGUUAGUGAUUUUAAUAUGUUGUCAAAUAAAAUUGAAGGAAAAUCAAAUGAUAAUUCUAUUGAGCAUGCAGUUACUGGCGAUUCCGAUGUAGAGUCAACAAUAAAUACUUUUCAAAAUUUAUCUGUUGUACCUGAUAUUGGUUUUAAAAAUAGCACUAUUGCUGAAAACCUAAUUGUUGAUAAGAGAAAAUUGCUUGAUCAAAUUAAUUCUUUACAUUGUUUGUUUACUUGGAAUUUGAAUUCUCCAAAUAAACCAAAUUUUAUUAGAUCUAUUCAAAAUAAAUAUGGUGAUCUUAAUUUGGAUAUUUCUAUACCUGAAUUUACAUUUGCAAGGUAAAUAUUUUUGAUUAAUAGUUUCUUUAUCGUAAUUAGUAACAUAAAUUAAUAGUUUUACUAAUUAAUAUUAUGUCCAAUAUAAAUAAUUAAGAUUAAUUAUCUCACCCUAUGUAUAAGAAAAAAAAAUAUCUUAUUUAUCUAAUAAACUUAUUUUUUUUUUCAGUAUUCAAUAAUUAUAAAUAAAAUAUAAUAAUACUCGUUUAGGUAAAAAUUUUAUAUCAUUGUAUUUCUUAUAUGUUUUUUAAUAUUAAAUAAUAAUUUACAAUAGAAAUUAUUUAGUAAAAAACCAAAAAUAGGACAAACAAAAAGUGUUAUGAAUGGAGAUAAUUAUUGGCAGACUUUACCAAAGCUGGGCAUUAACAAGUUAAUGAGUUAAAGUUAAGUUAGCUUAACUAUUUAACUUAUGUUAAAUAAUAUUAAAUAAUAUUUUUUUUUAUUUAACUUAAUCAUUGACUUGAGGAAUACAAAAAAAAUGAACUGUUAAUUAACUUAAGUUUAUUUUAUAUUUAAUUAAGUUAAGUUGAUUUUAAUUUUUAUUUGUAUUCUUAUAUAAGUAAAUAUAUUAUUAUUAUUAUCAAUAUAUUAUGAACAAUUUAAAAUACAAAUUGUUACGUAUGCCCAUUAUCUUUUACUGUUGUCGCCGGUUGGGGGCUAUUGGUGGAUUAUUAGGCUAUUAUAGUAGGUAAUAGACAAUAUGUACAUUUUUUUAAAUUAACUUGGGUUAAAAAGUUAAUUUUAACUUUAGGUUUACUUCCAAUUUAGUUGAUUUGAUAGAUUACUUUGAAUUAACUUUAUUUAAAUUUAAAUUUAACUUAAUUGAGUUGAAAAAAAUCGUUAACUUGCCCAGUUUUGUCUUGUCACUAUUCAUAUCUUCUUACAUAAUAUUAUAUUAUUCACAUUAAUAUAAUAUAAUUAUUAUGUCAAAUUAUAUAGAUUUUCUUUGUCUAUCCAAUAGAAAUUAAAAUAAAAACAUUUACUUCAAUUUACCUUUAUUUUUUUUUUUUUUUUUGUCCUAUACUACCUAUAUUGCUUAACAUUUUAGUAUAGUAGGUUAGAUUAAAAUUAGUUUUAUAAAUAUUUAGAACUUUAGAAGUACACAAAGCACGUUUAAUAAUAUAUUAUUUAAAGAAACAUAGAAUAACCUAUUGCUUUAAUAAAAAUUAACAGUAAUGUUAUUUUUUUUCAAAUAUAAAAAUAAGCCCUUAAAUAUUAAUCUAUUUUUAAUUAAAUUCCUGUUGAAUAAUUUUUAUUCUUAUUUAGAUUUAUUGGAAGUUUAAUCAUUAGUUAUGAAUUAUAUGUAAAUGGUGAUAAGGAUGCAAGUGACAUGAAAAUUUUAGAAAUUGGUAAAUGGCUUGAGCAUUUGGACCAGGGUACUGAUGAGUUUUACUUAUCAAUUAAUAUUGGAUUGAAGCAUAUUAAAAUGGCUAAUUUUAUACAUAUGCAGUUUGCUGCUAAUGAUACCAGAGGAUUUAAACAAGUAACUUUCUAUUUUAUUUUUAAAUAGAAUCAAAUAUUAAUAAACAACCAGAUCUGAGUUUAAAAAAUCCGGGACACAAUAAUAUUAGAACAACACUUGCUGAAAAUAUGUUUUAAUAACUAUUUAUUUAUUGUCGGAUGAGAUAUUAUAGAAUAAUAAUAAUUAUACAUAUUUUUUCUACAGCAGUUAAAUUAUUAUUGAAUUACUUUUAAAACAAUUUUUUACAAUUUAUUUAAAUCUUUAUUUUCAGUUAUUUGAAGAAAUUGUUUUGUUUAAAGACAUGAAUAAUAAAGCAAAAGCUACUAUAUAUGCUAUACAUGCUGUUAUAUUAAUUGAAUAUAAUGAACAUCUUAACUGUUUUAAAAAUGCUUGUGAAUAUGCUAAUGAGGCAUGCAUAUUGGAUCCUGAAAUUUCUGACUGGUUCCAUAUUUAUUUGUUUGUUUUAAUUACUCAAAGACGUUUUAUGCACUCAAGUAAAUGUACAUCAGAUAAAUCGGUUUUACUCACAAACAAGUUAUAUCCAGGUGAUAAUGAAAUAAGGUUGACACUUCAAAAAGCAUUAACAUCUUCAGGUAUAAAAAGUACUCGUUAUGUUAAUUCGCUUGUGUUAGCUGCUCUAAAUCAAUUUUUUGCGACUGAAUUUCAAAUGGAAUCAAAUAAUGUACCUGCUUUAAAAAUACAAAUUGUAAGAUUAUAUUGUAUUUUAUAUAUUUAUGUUUCUGUCCAAAAAUCACGUGUUUGAAUAAAAUUAUCCAAUGUUAAAAUUAUUCUGUUCAAAUUAGAAACUUCAAAAUUACUUAAAGUUAUUUUGCUUAUUUACUUAUUUUAGUUGUUGUAUUUGACUAAUUAUAAGUUAGUACACAUCAGCUGUGUUGUAAAACUAAGAAAAUUAUUAAAAUUGUUUAACAUUUUCAUAUCUGAACAUUGCAUGGUAAAUUAAUUAAUUUAAAUUCAAGUAUUUUCUUUGGUUAAUGUACCAUUUGAAAACAGCUGAUCAAAAAGUCCCCUAUAGGAUCAAACAGUUCUAUUACCUUUUAUUUUAAUCAUUUUUUAUUGAACAUAGACAUUUCUGGAAAUAUUAUAAUAAUAUUAAUAUUCCUAACUCUUAAACAUUCAAACGCAUUAUAAAUAUUCACUACAAGACAACCUAACCGAUCCUAUCCCUCACUUAUGUGUCUUGGGAAUGGCUUGAAUACCUGUAUAAUAGCCCGUUCAAAACUUCUUAGUGGUUAAUAUUUUGAUAAUUUUUCUGUCUAUUUAAAAGAAGAACAUUUUUUUUGUUUUUUAUUUAAUAAAUAUUGGAGUACAAAUUUAACAUUAAUUUAAAUCAUACAUUUUUUAUAUUGUGGAUUAUUUUUCACUGGUCAAAUUAAUAAAGUAAACACGUUUUAGAUUCUGAGCGUAGCUUUAUUUUUUUUAAGUAUAAACUAUUUUUCUACUAUUAAUUUUACUACAAUCAUCAAUUUCAUGGUUGUUUUUGAUGACAAAUAUUCGUCUAGUUGAUAUUUUAUGGGCUUCAUUGUUUUAUUAAACUGACAAAAUGAAUAUAUUGUGUUAUGUUAUGCUUUAUUAUUUUUUGUUAUUUACAAUUAUUUUACAAUUUUUUUUUCAAUUCAGUUCCAAAUAAUCUUAAUUUAGACCUACAAUUUUCAUUGAAUAGUAACAAUCUUUCUUGAUGUGGUUAAAUUUUCAAAACAAAAUAUUGAGUUUUGAACUUAAAUUUAAGUUUUUAUGUUAUUUAUUUUGAUUCAUAAAAUAAAAAUUAUUGAGUUCCUCAAAAAUAUUCGAAUAUUUGAUACUACUUUCACCAUCACGUUUUUUUUUUUUUCAUAAGAUAAAAUCUUUUAAAUCAAAGCACCUUAAAAUAUGUUAACUGAGCUUGGCCCAAUAUCAUUUUUUGUUAGCAAUGAUUUAUCGUUGCAUAUAUAUAUAUAUAUAUAAUAUAGAUAAUUACUCUAUAUAUACUUACUUACCAACUAUAGUUUAAUAGCUUCAUCUGUACCAUUCAGCUCUUUUUAAUGAACCUUUAUUUAAUUAUCCACUUACAACUGAAAUUAUUUCAUAUUUCAUUCAUGAAAUUAUGAAUUUUCAAACUACAGGUAUCCAAGCCAAUUCUUAGUUCUCUUGUUUAAAUAUUUUAUAUUUGUUUUAAUUUUUUAGAAUAAAGAAUCUAUAGAAUCAUAUUUUAAAGAAGAUAUUAAGAUAUUAGUUAAGAAAUAUAAAAAUGGUGAAGAUGUGGCUCCUUAUUUAACUGUUUUAGUUUCAAAAUAUAAGUAUAAUAGAUGGACGAUUUGGGCUCAGAUUUGUUCUUACACCAUGUUGUUCAAUAAUAACUUUAGAGAUGGUGUUGAACAGUUCUUAAGUUUAAUUGAAGAUCGAAAAAUGUCUCCAAGGGAACUCAAGGUAAUUAUUUUUUUAAAUUCUACGUUUUCUUACUUAUUAUAUAGACAUUUGAUAUCCAAUUCUAGUGAAAAUAAGGGAGGGAUGCUAUAAAACAGUUUUAGCUAUAAAUAUUACAACCAGCAGUAUUUUAAGAGGAACUACAGGUUAUCAACUUUUUAAUUUCUUUUUAUAAAAAAAAAAAUGUUUUUACUGUGGUUGAUACUGGUUGAUUUUACUGGUGGAUCGUGGUUACGAUAUUGUGGUUGAUUUAAAUAUUUUUUGACUUUUUAUAACCCCUUAAAGUGUAUUGUUCUUAUCUCUGUUAUAGUUGUGCAUAGAUUCAUAAAUUUAAAUGCACCUUUUAUACCAAUGCCGCCUAAGGAUACUCAUAUGAAUCCUAACGAAAAGUCCAACUUAUAAUGAACCUCCUGGUACAUUUAUGCAUUUCUGUUUGGUUUAAUCAUUUUUGUUGACAAAGUAACUUUCAAAUAAAAUAUAACUCAAAAUUUAAAUGUUUAUAAAUACCUCAAAUGCUUUUUAAAAUUUUACCAUGUUUAGAAAAGACAAAUAUAAGUUGAUUGUUCAAAUUUCAAUUUUCUACAAAUAUUUUUAAUUGAAUUAUUAAAAAAAAAAACAAAUUAAAAUAAUAAAAGCAUUUAUUUUCUUAAGUUUUCUAGUUUUUUCUACGUUUUUUUUUUUUCGAUUUUGCUUGGUUGUUGUAAAAGAAUAUCACAGAUAAUCAAUAAAGGACCCUUAAUCACCAAUUAUAUAAAAAAUGUUUUCAAAAGAAAGAUCUUUUGUUGUUUUUCUAUUGUACCAAUAUUUAUGGUAGAAAACAUAUGCCGAAAUAACAUUAAAAAAAUCCUAGUGUCAUAAAUUUAUCAAUUUCAUACUUUGACAUUUUCGAGUUUUUCUCAAUUAAAGUAAAAUUCAACAAAAUGUUUUUAUAUUAAAAUUAUAAUAAGUUAUUAAAUAACUUGUCAUUGUUUGAUUGAAGUAAAAUUUCUAGGAGAAAACAUAAAUUAAAAAAAAGGUAUGAAUUUACUUUUCGCACAAUGGGUUGACCACUGUUGAAGUUGGGAAGGUAAAAAAAAAUUUAAUAUUUAUCUGUACGCAAUAACUAAACAUUUUAAUGAAAAACGAUUUUAAGCGAAGUUUGGUUAUACACGUUUUGAAAAACCUUAAUAUUUACAAUUUGAAAAUAAUUCAUUUCUAACAUUUUCCCGUUUUUUCUCAUUUAUUAUGAAAACCCUUAGAAAAAUCAAAACAUAGCCUUCCUCAAUUACCAAAUAGAUAUAAUGUUCUAUCAGAAUAGGUGCUAUACAGAUGAAAAUUUCUGGUAGAAAUGUUCAUAGAAAAAAAGAAAGAAGAAAUUAACACCAUUGUAAAACUAAUAUUCACUAUGCUCUAAAUCUAAAUCUAAAAUAGUCAAUUCAAACAAUAAUACUACAAUAAUUAUAAUACUUAUAAUUUCAAAUAAGCUUUGUUUUAUCAAAUAAAGACUUAUAUAAUUUAAAAAUUCUUCAGUUGUCAAUUCAUUAUUGCAUUAUUAAUAAUUUUUGUACAUAAGUAUUGAAAUUUUAUAUUUUUUUUUCUUUAAGGGUUCUAUGUCAUAAAAUGUCAUUUUUACUUUAUCUACUCUCAUUUCCUCGUAUACUUUCGUUAUCUAUAUCAAAUUUUUUUUUAAUACCAAAAAUAUUUGAAGCAACUAUCAUAAAAAAAGUUAACAAAAUUAUUUUCAAAUUUUAUUAGCUAUUCUCAAUAUGCGUUUUUAACUAAGCACUCUAUUUCGACAAAUUUCAUAAUAUAUCAAUCUGAUCUUAUAAAAUUAUUUGGAAAUGGCCGGCAAGGAGAUUUCAUUUUACUUUUACAUAAAUUAAAAAAUCUUUUGGAAUUUGCAGUACAUUUUGGAUUUGGAUUGCAUCAUAUUUACUUCUUAAUUAAUCACCACAUACUUUUAGUAAUAAUGUUAAAGUAUUACUUUUUGCUAAUGAUGCUAAAUUAUAAACUUAAAUUAAUUAGAUUAAUGAUUCACUCAAUUUGCAAUAUAACUUUGGCUACUUUAGAUUCUGAGUGUAGCGAAGAAUGUAUUGGUUUUACUUAGAUGUUUAUUUAUAUUUUUUUUAUACAUAUAUAUAUUGUUUACAAAAAUUCUACCAGAAAUCUUGCUCAUAUAUGUACGCAUCACACCAUUUCUGAAAGGGAAUGUUAUCCAGAUGGUACUACUGAAAAAUGAUUUUUUGAUUUUCCAAGCAGUUUUCAUAAUAUCUGGGAAAAACCAGGAUAAUACGUUAAAAAAAAAAAAAAAAAAAAUAUUUUUGUUAUUUAUUGUAAUUCAGUUGAAUUACGUAGAGACUAUAUGUUUAGACAGAAAAUUUAUAUUUGCCUUUUGAGCUAUUUAUAGUUAUUUUAAUUUUGAGAAUUUUGUACAUAAUUUGUAUUCAGUAAGUACUCUGUGGUAAAAUUGUUAGACUUGACAGAAAUGCUUGAACAUUUAACAGGACCCUCAUUAAGAGUUUUGUUGCUUUGUGGUUAAAAAGAGAAAAUUAUAGUUUAAUGUAGUAUUUAGUUUAAUAAAUAAAUUUUAAUAUCAAAGUUUAUUGAAAAUCGUCGAGUAAAAAAUAAUGUGGAACAAAUUUAAUUUUUUAAUUUUUUUUUUUUUUAACAUAUGUAUAUUUCUAUUUAAGAAUGAUGAUGAAGUCAGAAUUAAGCGGACUGACUUAGUUUCGAAAUUAUAGCUUUUUGAAAUUCUAAUAUUAUGCAGAUAUUAUAUGUUAUAUUAAAAAACUAAAUAUUGUUUCCUCUAAAGUAUGUUUGUCGUAGCUGAAUGGUUGUAAAUGCCUAUUUUCGUUCUAGUGUUUGCGAGUUCAAAUUCGUGAUUCGAAAAAAAAAAUGUAGGGUGUACUAAAAGACUCAAGCCAUUGCUCGCUCGUACUAUUUUAAUCACAAAAUACCACUCGAUUUGUUGUGCAAACGUUUCUACUGAAAAUCUUGCUCCGAUUUAUCAAAUAUAGAGUCUGAAAAAAAAUUUUAUUUCCAUGGUAACUUGUAGAAGUCAUUUUUUUAUUUUUCCGAUAUAUAUGAAAAAUCGUGAAACAGAGUAAAAAAGGGUAAUGUAUAAAAUACAUAAGUAAAAUAUUACAAUUUUUUUUUUUCUGUAGACAACUUUUCUACUAGAAAUUUUGAUCCGAUUUACAAUAAUGGCACUUUUUCUAAAACAAAAUUUGACCGGGGAGGUUAUUUUUCGAUUUUACCAAGAGUUUUCCCAUCAAAUAUGAAAAACCGGGAAAAAACAUGGGAAAAUCGAUACAUUAAAUAAAUAUUGUUAAAAAAAAUUAUAAUAAUACAUAUUUAAUUGUUUUACCAAUAUGAUAUAUAUUGAUAUAUUGUUAACCAAUCAUCACUAUCAACUGAACUGUGCUCAGAAUUGAUUUUUUGGAAGCAAUGAUUUAUCGUUGCUUAUAGAUAUACAUUAAAUUACCUAUAACAGUGGUUGUACCCUUGUCCAUUUUCCUAGGACGUCUUAUUUUAGUUAAAUAUAGAUAAAUGCAAAAUUGUUUCUUUUAAUUGCUGUAAAAAUCCUAUUACUUUUAGAUUUUCGCUGAACCUUAAGUUUUUAUUCCUUAAGUGUUCCCUUAAGUAGUGUUUUUUAAUUAAAUACUUUGGUGCUCAUUUCAGUUCUAAUCUCAUUUAAAUUACAUCGUGAAUUCAUCCUUAACAAAUGUUAAAAAAUCUUUGGUUUCAUCAAAAUAAAUAACAACAUUUAAAUAUAUUACUAUUCUGAAAACACUUUAUUGUUCUUUAUUCAUUAUUCUUUCGAUCAAUUCUUGAAAUUUGGCAAGCAAUUUGAUCCCAAUCAUUAUCUAGUUAUAUAGUUAUAUAAAUGAUAUUGAUAAUGUUUUAGUAUACAUUAAUAUUAUACAAAAAUAAUUCAUCCUAUGACUAAGAUUUUUAGACUCUUUUAUUUUAGUUCAAAAUUUAGUAAAUUUACAUUCUCUUGUUAAGACGUCAAUUGUUAUGUUUUUCUGUGAUUUUCUAAAUUGUAGAAGUUAUAAAAUACAAUGGUGAUUUGUUUGUUUUAGCGUCAUAAAUCACUCUUCAUGAACAAUCCAAAGCCAUUUAAUUUAUCAGAACUUGUUCGUAGUGAAAUCAGUUUUGCUACAAAAAACUCAAGUAGCGCUAUUGAAGAUUUAUUAUUUUUUUUCAAAAUAUUUUUAAAGAUUGAGGAAGUGUAUAUUUCAAAAAUGAAAGUUGAAAUUCCAUUGUUGAAAACUACCAAAAUCAGCAAUACAUCUAUAUCUAAAUGUUCAUCUACAAGUGCUAUGAGUAAAGAUAAAACAAAUUUAUCAAUUGAUGAGAGUGUUUCAUCAAGUAUAUCUACAUGUUCAAAUGCUUCAUAUCAAGAUGAAUUUAAUAAAACAAAUAAUGAGAGUGAUAUUGAUAAAAGUGAAGAUAUAAUAAUUAAACGGAAAAAUAGAACUCGUAAGCGAAAGAAAAAACAUUUGGAAAAUACAACUCCUAGAUUAUUUACCAAUGGAUCCAAACUAGAUCAAAAGAAUGAUACUCCUGAAAAAUAUCUUAACUCAGAAAGUGUUUUAAAAAGUGAAAUUGAAAUGAAAAAUGAAAUGAAAUUAAAUGAAAAGUACUUUAUGGAUUUUUUUAUAUCAAGUAUCAUUCUUUUUGAUAAUGUAUGUUCUAAUAAGUCUUAUCCGGGGUUGGCUGGACAUGUUAGAUCUCUUCAAAUGCAAACAGAAAUGUUUAACUUUCUGCAACAAAAUAAUUUACAAAACAUAACUAUUCAAAAUCACAAUAGAUAUUUUAAUCAAAAUUUUGUGCAUUUUAACUUUUUACAUGCCAAUCAUUUUUCUACGUCAAUACUAUUACCACCAUUAUUAGAUUUAAAAUUGGACUUACUCUUCCAAUCCAAAAUCAAUGCAAAUUUGAAUUCCAUUAAUAUGGGUUCAAUGAAAAUUGAUACAAGUCUAUCAAAACUACCAAGAUUGUCAACUUCUCAGAAUACUUACAAAUUGUCUCUCAAAUGUAUAUUACUAAAUUAUCCUUAUAGUUUUAAAAUAUAUACUGAUGCAUCAAAGAUACAAAAUAAUGUUGGUAUUGCCAUGGUAUCUGAUAAGGAUACAUAUACAUACAAACUAUUACCAGAGUAUACUUCGUGUGAUGCUGAAGCAGUAGCUAUACUAUUGGCUCUUGAUUAUGCACUAGCUCAAAAUUACUUUGACUAUUUAAUUCUUACUGAUUCCUUGAGUAUCUUAACUUGUAUUCAAAAUGAAAAUAUAUCCUCUGAUGUAAUUAAUAGCAUCUUGCACUUGAUUUAUGCAAACCGAUUAAAAGGAAAUAAAAUAAAUUUUAUUUGGGUUCCAAGUCAUAAUUCUAUUGAAGGUAAUGAGAUAGCUGAUAGACUUGCAAGAAUAGUUGCUACGUCACCUAAUGCAAUAACUUAUUCUCAUAAUUCCUUUGUACAAACAAAAUUAAAAUAAACAUAAUUAUGCAAAUUAAAUCAAUUUAAUUAAACCAUAAAGUUUUAGAGUUUUUUUAGAGAAAUUAAUUUUUAAUUAAUGUGUAAUGUAUUCAAUAUGUAUUAAUAAGUAUACAGUUAAGUUAUUAUAUCUUGUUUUCUUUAUAAUCAAACAUAGUUUAUUCAAUAUAUAUAUUAUAAUAUUCACUGAUUAUGUUUUAUGAAACAUAAUAUUAUAGUAUAGAAUAUUUAAUUCUAUUAUUAUUAUUAUAUUAUUGAUAUUAUAUAAAAUUAUACUAGAAAUUUUAAUUAAAUCUAAUUAUUUUUAGUUGAUAAUUAGAAAACUUGAAAGCAAAAUUUGCAUAAAAACAAGUUAAUUAACAUGUUAAUUUAAUAAAAUAGUGCUGUAAUAUUUUUCAUAUUAAAUUAAAUUUGUUAGUUUGGGUAUUGAUCACACAAUAAAUACCUAAUUAGUACUAUUCUAUUACAGCAGACUAGUGCAACACUUAAUCUGUCUAUGUGUAUAGAAUACCAAUAAUUUUACUUUUAUCUAUUAUUUAUUGAAUAUAUCAAUAUUAAAUGAAUAAUAAUUAAUAUAAUCCUUGAUUUUAUAGUAUAUUUAUAUAUAUAUAUAUAUACACAUAUUAAAUAAUAUAAUAUUUAUUUAUAGGUAAUAUAUUGUUAUAUAUUAGAUUUAUUAUAAUUAAACAAAGAUACUUGGAUUUCACUUUAAAUAUAGCUAAACUUCAUUUGGACUUUUUUGUUCAUAAGAUUUUGCUUAAAUUUAACUUGAAAAAUAUUGCAUUACUUUCUAAUUGAAAGGUUGAACAAGUAUUAGUUAUAUCAAUGUGUAGUAUCGUAAUUGAUUUGUUACUUAUUCCUUUAAAAAUUGGUUGAUAUCUCUAACAAUAUAGUUAUAAUAUAAGUUUAUAAAUAGUUUUAACUGUUGUGUUUUAGUUUUAGUUUUAGCAUACUGAUGUUCACUGAUCAACAAAAAUAUUAACUGUACUGUACUGUACUAUUAUGAACUUGAGUAGACACAUAAUAUUUAUUGUUUCUGCUCCCAUACUUCCUAAUUACAAAUUGUUAUUUUAUGUUUGUUAAUUUAUUUAUGUAUGAUGUUAUACUAUUUAAGUUAUUAUUAAGUAGUAAAAGUUGUUUUUUAUUAUUUGUAUACUUGAUUUUAUUUUAUUUAUUAUCUAUAAUAUACCCCCUAAAUAUAGUAUUUUGCUAAAGUUUUAAUAAAAUUAAUUAAUUUCAGUUAUACAAUUAUGUUGUAGAAAUUUAUGUUGUUAUACCAAUAUUACAAUUUUCAGUGCUACGUUUCUAAUUCAGUAUGCAGUCUACACACAUUUUUAACGGUUUUUUAUGCUUAAAAUUGUUUUAAAAAAAAAAAGGUGUGUUUGGACGCUGACAUAGUAUUAUUUAUAUAGUUAUAGUGUUAUAGCUAUUCAAAGUUUGUAGAAGAUUUAUUUAGAAGAAAAUAUUUAAGCUACACUCCGAAUUGUUUUUUGUUUUCAAUGAUUUACCAUUGCAAACUCAAUAUUUAAACGGCAACACCAUAUAUCCACUCAUAUCCUACAAUAAAAAUAAUGCAUCACUUCAAAGGGGGUAAAUUUUUCCCCUUGUAAACAAAAUAACCCUAAAAUAUUUGCAUUUAUUGUUAAUUUUAAUUAGAAAAACGAUUGGGAAUCUACGACAUUUUUUUUCAAAUUAUGUAUUUAAUACUUAACCAUCAGUCAAAAAAUUAAUAUCAAUUAAGGUAUGACUUGAAACAAUUUGAGAAUUUUUACUAACUGAAAGUAAUCCUUUUUCAUUACACUGUAUCAUAAAAAUCCCAAUAUCCUAUUAUUUUAUAUUCCUGUUACAAGUCCAAAGAAUGCAAUUGAACAGACAUUUAUUUUA